This is a messenger RNA of Medicago truncatula (barrel medic), 1051 nucleotides long. RefSeq lists its product as uncharacterized. Lineage: Eukaryota; Viridiplantae; Streptophyta; Magnoliopsida; Fabales; Fabaceae. The record is from RefSeq and is a predicted model, not a curated record. The transcript is spliced from 2 exons. The coding region runs from base 206 to 853 and encodes 215 amino acids.
AAAUGGGGUUGACCGCCACACAAUCGAAAUCCCUUUUUAUGGUCGAGAGCCCAUUUUCAAUUGUGGUGCAUUCUCGUGAGAGGAUUCUUUUUUUGUUGAAAAAACAACAACAACAACAACAACUUAAGAUUCUUACCUAUUGUAGAAGCAUUCAAUGAUUCUUUAAUUAAUUAGUUUGUUUUUAACAGUUGGUUUCUUCCAUUCCAUGCCAAUUGCCAUGGAUUUUCAGAAGAGGAGAGUUCGGUUUCUUCUAUCUGUAUCUGCCAUCAUUGUUCUUAGCAUCACAGCUGAAAAAUGCAGGGAGCUUGUUGGCGAGAACGCGUCAUCCAAAAGUGGGAAGUUUACAUUAUUAAAUUGCUUUGAUUUGGGCUCUGGAAGUUUAGCAUGUGGGGUUAAAGAAAGUGUGAAGCUCUAUGUUAACAAUAUUAGAUCUGCUCAUGUUGAAAAAGCAAGACAUGAUGCAAUCCAAUCUGCUCUUGUUGAUGCUGCUUCACAGGGUAUGUCGCCAAUUGUUUCAGAAAAACAUGCGCAGAAACAAGGUAAAAAAGCGGCGAAAUUGGCUACCCGUAAGGCCAACCGCAUCACAGGUCCCAUCAUCUCUUCCGGCUGGGACUUUUUUGAAGCUGUUUACUAUGGUGGUACCUUUACAGAGGGAUUCCUUAGAGGAACUGGUACGUUGUUUGGGACUUACGGUGUCGGCUUUGUGGGGGAGCAAAGGCUUGGAAGAUUUGGUUAUCUUGUUGGAAGUCAAUUGGGAAGUUGGAUUGGAGGUAGAAUAGGACUCAUGGUAUAUGACGUGGCUAAUGGAGUGCAUUUCAUGUUGCAGUAUGGAAGUAAAAUUCAAGAAACAUAAGCUCACACUGUCAAGAAAAUUCUUAAACUUUAAGUUCUUUUCUUUUCCUUUCCAUGAAAUUCCUGUUUAUGACAGCUCUAGAGGUUCCAUUCUUUGUAGAUUAUGAAUAUAUCUAUUAACGGCAAGAAAACAUAUAAAGAUUCUAAAAUGAUAUGAAAUACAAAAGUUUAUACCAAUAUUGUUAUUCUUUUCACAUUA